AUGCCCUGGUUGCUAGAAGUGGAUCAAAAGCGCUGGGCGGAACCUGGUUGCACUUUGACGAUGCAGCAAAUGAGGUGCAUCCUGCUCCCUACAGUGGAGUCACUGCAGAUGGCUGUCCUGGGGCCGCCCACGCGCACCCCGCAGGACGCUGCAGCGGGUGCACCGCCCUGGAAAGACCGAAAUCGCCAGAGCUCUCCUGACUGUGGGCAACUGUCGGCUCCCCUGGGCAACGGACGCGUCCUAGCAACGCCCGCCGGGCGGCUGUGGCUGGAGAUUUCAGAUAUAUUUUUCGGAGCGAGAAGAGUCGAGCUCCCAUCUCCAACCCUCAAAGGCGCUUUUCUCCCGGGCCAUCCAGAAAUUUAUCCACUCGUAUUAACUACCAAGACCCAGGAAAUAUUCAACUGCCGAAUAGAUGAAGAUUUCACAGAUGAGCAAUCAUAUAAGUUCAUCAAAAAAGAUGAUAUCUUGGCAGACUUGCUGAACCGAGCUGCAGUAUCUGACUUUCACCCCGUCAAAAAAAUUGUCCGGGAAUAUCCAGGGGAGGAGCUGGUGCUCGUUUAUGACAAAGACUUCAAAUACGGACUCAACUUUUACCUCAUCGGGACUGAGGAGGGCAAGGAAAACUUUUUAAAGAGCCUAGAAGAGACAGAGGAACCAGAAGAACUCAAGGAGCACAUUCCAGAAGAUGUAUACGUCUACAAGCCACCCAUGUCCAAGCCGUGGGUGUCUUUGGGCAGUGAGAAAGAGAUUGAGGAAGAAUCUGUCAAGGAAUCAAAACGACGGGUGACAUACAUGAUCUCUAGAAAACGAAGCAAAUUUGGAGCACCUGUGACUUUCAGAGACCAUAAUGCUUCCAGCGUGAAAGAUGUCUACAUUGAGUGUGCUUCCUACGUAGAUAAAAAUUUUGUGCUCACACAAGUUGAGAAAGACAUGGGCUUACAAGUCAUCCCUGAAGUCACGGACAUAAGCACUCAGACAAAAUGGACAUUUCCUAAAAAUGCUACUACGCAAUAUUAUCCAAGACAAUUUUCAGAAGAGGAAAGAGAAACCCUGGAACAAUCAAGGUCUUUGGUCGACUUCCUCAACAGUGUGUCCACAAGCGUCGAAAUAGCCCUGCAGCAAAAUGAAAUUAUGAACACCUUCAUCGAUGACUGGAAGAACCUAGCAGAGGAAGAAAGCACUUUUGGGGACAAGUCUGACACCCACCUUAAAGAGUACCAGUCCUUUACAGACCUGCACAGCACCAUGGAGAAGAUGGUUACCUGUGUCGCAUGGCACCCAACCAUCUACGGGCUCAUAGUCGUGUCUGUGGCCGUGCGUCUCUCCUACGAAGAGAGGGUCCAGUUUUCCGGUAAAUUACUUCUACAACCAUCACUGAUUCUCUUCUGGAGUUUCUCUGAUCCCAUACACCCUCAGUUGAUGUUGGAGAGUCCAGAUGACAUCUUCUGCUUUGAGUUCUGUCCGAGUGACCCUAAUAUCAUCGCUGGAGGCUGUAUAAAUGGACAGGUUGUCCUGUGGGAUAUCACCUCACAUGCAGAUCGCAUAGAAAACAUUAAGGCUGGUAGCAGCAGAAGUAAAAAGGCCACUCUCAAGCCUAUGUUUCUCCUUGAACCAGACAGCAACAAAGAAGCAAUGUACAUCAGACACUGUGCAGUGUCUUCAAUAGAAAACGGACAUAGAAAAGUAAUCACAGACAUACACUGGCUGCCAGACUCAUUUGAGAUUAACAGAAUGGGCUGUGUCUUUGAAAAUCGGAGUGGCAUCAACUGUCAGCUCGUCACAUGCUCUGCAGACUGCACAAUAUGUUUUUGGGACAUUCGACCUCAAAAACCUGGAAGCGGAGCCACAACAACCACAAACACAACUACAACCGAGGAAAACUCACAGCCACCACCAACGCCAGGAGCCGAGAAGAAGAAAGAAGAAACCAUUGAAAUCCCCUUUGAUGUGCCAUCGACUUUCUUGCACCUGGACCUCUCCUGGAAGCCCCAGUCUCGAAUAAGACUGUCUAAGGGAGAAACGAGCUUAGACCACUGUCCAACCAAGCUGAGCCUGGGUGAAGACCCUCUUCUCUGCAGAAUGCAAGAAAAGGUGUUGAGCCAGAUCAGAGCACUGAAGACAGCAGAAAUAAACCCCUACCACAAUCUGGAAGCUGGGCUGGCCAAUAUUCUCAAGCCCAUAGAUGAUUUCUCCACGAAGUUCUUUGUGGGAACAGAGGAAGGUGAAGUGAUAUACACAGACUGGAAAAUGGAGAGAGACUCUGAAACUGGACGAUUUAUGGGAGCAGCCCGAGCAGCGUGCGUUUUCAGCAUGUACGAUGCCUUUUGCAGCCGGAUGGACAUGCGAAUGGCAUCACCUGUCUGGGACCACACACAGUGGCACAGACUGACUGGACCUCUCCUUCAGACAUGCUGUGCACCGAAGAGGUACACGGCAGGGCACUGGUCCCUGACAAGGCCUGGAGUGUUCUACAUCGGCCGGGAGGAUGGGUACGUGGACAUCUGGGACCUCCUGGAGAAAACCCAUGAGCCAGCACAGUCCCAGAACAUCUGCAUCACCAUGAUCACCUACAUCAAACCCUGGACCUUCUCCUCUAAGCAGCAGUUUAUAGCCAUAGCUGACUAUUAUGGGACUCUGCAUAUCUUAGAAAUUCCCUGGACGUUAAGUCGCCCUUCCUUUAAUGAGGUAUCGAGCGUGAACUACUACUUUGAAAGAGAAGUCAAGCAUCUGGACUAUGUCCAGCAGCGCAAGCUCAUCCGUGAGGAAGAAAAGAGAGAAAUAGCCCUGGAACUGGCAAAGAAGAAAGCUAAAGUCUAUCAUAUGACAAAAGAACAGAUAGAGGCAGAACUGAAGCUGGAAUACGACGGUUAUUUGGAGCUCGAGAAGUCUGUCCUCUUCAGUCUUGGCCUAAGCAAGGUCCCAGAGAAGGUAUCAUAUUUGGAUAUGCUUUAGCAAAGAUUCCUGAAGAUGGUUCCUGGAGUGACUCUCUUGCUCUUCCCUCUUUUUAUCGAUUGUGUUUUAUCCAAGCAAACAAAUCAUAUAUAGGUUUAUUUGUAAAUGCAGACUUUUAUUUCACUGACAUUAAAACAAUUAAAUUCUGUCAGAUUUAUCUCAA
This is a messenger RNA of Cricetulus griseus (Chinese hamster), 3115 nucleotides long. The record is from RefSeq and is a predicted model, not a curated record. Lineage: Eukaryota; Metazoa; Chordata; Mammalia; Rodentia; Cricetidae.